UGAUGCAGUACGCCUCUACUGCAUCGUGUCAGAUCGUGUCGACUCGUCUCCUCUCGUCUCGAAGCAUCCCCUCCGCUUCAACAUCUCUUUCUUUCCCUUCCCUCCCACCCUGCUCAGCCACCCAGAUCAUCAACACUCACAAAGACAAACUUUCUUAAGAAAAAACCCUCAAGACCUCUGAUUCAGUCCAAACUGAGUGAGCAGUGGUAGCAGGAUGGGCCCUCCUACCCAUCGCAGCUAACCGCAUCGACCGGACCUCACUGCAGCUGGGACCCUCUUCCCCAACCUUCCCCAACCUUAGUGCACACAAUACCUGUAUAAACGUACAUACAUAUAUAUCCCUGCUAGAUAGUUACGCCUAUAAUAUUAUUGAAUAUACAUGCAUCUGGC
Lentinula edodes (shiitake mushroom) is the source of this 390-nucleotide messenger RNA. RefSeq lists its product as uncharacterized. Lineage: Eukaryota; Fungi; Basidiomycota; Agaricomycetes; Agaricales; Omphalotaceae. The record is from RefSeq and is a predicted model, not a curated record. The annotation marks the transcript as partial. The transcript has a single exon.